Stylophora pistillata is the source of this 3626-nucleotide messenger RNA. RefSeq names its product zinc phosphodiesterase ELAC protein 2. Gene Ontology annotation, cellular component: mitochondrion. Gene Ontology annotation, molecular function: 3'-tRNA processing endoribonuclease activity. Lineage: Eukaryota; Metazoa; Cnidaria; Anthozoa; Scleractinia; Pocilloporidae. Gene Ontology annotation, biological process: mitochondrial tRNA 3'-end processing. The record is from RefSeq and is a predicted model, not a curated record.
UUCAACAUGGCGUUCAGCAAUCUCGUGAAAUCUUCCAAUACGUUUUUGCCUUCAUUCUGAAUGAGGGUUUUGCUAAUAUUAAGGAAGUUUCAAUUACAGAGAACGUGUAAUUUAAUGGCAGCGUCUCUGAGUACGUCUAAACCAACGCCAAAUGUUUAUCUGCAAGUUGUCGGAACAGAAACUGGUGAUACUAGUCCAUCGUUAUAUCUGUUUGCUGAUUCUCAGAGAUAUCUUUUCAAUUGUGGAGAGGCAACUCAGCGGUUAUGCGUUGAACACAAGCUGAGACUCUCAAAAGUGAACAAUGUUUUCUUCACGCGGAUAUGUUGGGAGUACACUGGAGGUCUGCCUGGACUUGCACUGACAUUUAGGGACUUUGGCAAAUCAGACAUUCGUCUUCAUGGACCCAGCACCUUGUCUCAUUUCAUCUAUGCCACACGAUUUUUCUUGCAGCGUGAAAACUUGAAGUUUGAUUGUGUUGGAUUCACAGGGACAGAUGAGGACAAGUAUGAAGAUGAAAAUAUAACAAUAUGGCCUCUUCUUUUAAAUGAUGGUGCUGUGAAAUCAAGAGAUGAUUCGUCCACUUUGAGUGAUGUAGAUGAUCUGCGAUCAGUUAAAAGAGCAAAGAUGGACAGUCCUGAGACAUUCACUGCAGUUUGUUACAUCUGCCAGCUUUCCUCUCUACCUGGGAAGUUUUUCCCUAAGAAAGCCAUUGAGCUUGGUGUACCAAAAGGACCCUUGUUUAAAGACCUUGUUUCUGGGAAUGUAGUUACCCUGGAAGAUGGACAACAGGUGCAUCCUCAGCAAGUAAUGGGACGAGCUCAGCCUGGAUCUGUUUUUCUUAUCAUUGAAUGUCCCACAGUGGCAUUUAUUCAGUUAUUGGUCUCCAAUGAGCAGCUCAAAAAGUACUGGGAACAAGGGCCAUGUUUAACACCUGUGAUUAUUGUACAUCUGACACCAAUGGCUAUUUUCCAAAGUAAAGAAUACGAACACUGGAGGAAAGGGUUUGGAGACAAGGUGUGUCAUCUGUUGAUUAACAAGGAUGUGUGUGCAGCCCCCCUGGUGUUUCAGGCUCAAGCAACUGUACAGUGUAAAUUAAACACCAUAGAUCCAGAGAUUUUUCCCUUAUUGGAAACCAUGGACACACCUGCAAUAAAUCAAGAUGACUUACCAAAAAAUUGCUUUGCUGGAGAAAAUUUACUCAAGUUUUAUCUCAGAGAAGGCAAGCAUCAAGGAUUUGAUAGGUCUGAGGUACUAGGGAAGUUAGAUGUGGACUCAAUCAUUAAAGAAACUCAAACACUCUUGAAUGAACAGUCUAAAGAGGUGUCAAGUGAAAGAGGCUUUGGGCAAAGAAGUACUGAACAAAAGGAAUUAUCAUCAGCAGCAGGUACUUCCCGGUUAUCACCAACCACCAGUGCGUCAGUGGUGAAGGAUUUAAUCAGGAGUCCACCUACAAAUAGGAAUACAAAAAUUAAUUUUGGGAAUGCGCUCAUAGACAGCUUGGAAGCUGUUGGAGUACAUCUAUUGGGCACUGAAAGGCGUGGUUCUAGUUUGAGUGAAAGAAUUCAAAUGAAAGUGAAGGAACGAGCAUGGGAAAGGGAACACAAGGAGUAUGAGGUAGUUUUCUUGGGAACUGGAUCAGCAAUUCCAUCAAAAUACAGAAAUGUCAGCUCAACAUUGAUCAACAUGAGUGAAAAGGACUCCAUACUCCUUGACUGUGGUGAAGGUACCUAUGGUCAGCUCUAUCGACAUUAUGGUAAAUACCUGGACCGUGUACUGAGGCGGCUCAAAUGUGUUUUCAUAUCUCACAUUCAUGCUGAUCAUCACUUGGGUCUUAUCCAUAUUUUAAAGAAAAGAGAAACUAUAGAUAUGGAAAGUGAUGUUGCAGAUGAUCUGGUAAUCAUUGGUCCUGCCAAAAUAAGAAAAUGGCUGGAGGAGUAUAACAGAUUCUGUGAGGACAUUGAGUACAGGUUUGUGGACAGCAGGGACUUAGUUAUAAAAGGCCGGUAUGAAGAUUACCAGUUUGUUACAGAUUGCUUAGAUGCAAGAGAGGUUUUAACAGUACCUGUAGAUCACUGUCCACAGGCCUUUGGCUUGGUUAUAGCACACAAUCAUGGCUGGAAGAUUGUUUACUCUGGUGAUACACGACCUUGCCCAGCACUGAUUGAGGCUGGAAAAGGUGCUGAUCUCCUCAUUCAUGAAGCCACUCUAGAAGAUGAAUUGAUGAGUGAAGCUCUUGAGAAAAAGCACAGUACAACAACUGAGGCAAUCACAAGUGGUGUGGAGAUGGGUGCAAAGCUUAUCAUAUUGAAUCACUUCAGUCAACGUUAUCCUAAAAUCCCAGUGUUCAGUGAACAGUUUACAAAGUGUACUGGCAUUGCAUUUGAUCACAUGAAGGUUCAUUCAAGCAAUUUUUCAAAACUUCCACAACUUGUGGAACCACUCAAAGCUGUGUUUGCAAAGGAAAUGGAUGAAAUGACCAAGAACUAACCAACAGAAAACCUUGAAUAACAGAAAGACAAAUACUUUGAUUUUGCUUUGUUUCUUUAUUGCUAACAUUAUUUUUAAUAUAUUACUUCACACUAUUUUUUUCUUUUUUGCUAAGUUCACAAUGGUUCCAAAACUACUUGCAGACAAAAAAUAUUACAUUUAUAUCUUUGCUCUUUUCUAUACAAAAAUUUUUACAGUGUACUAACAUUUUGUCACAUAAAAGUAACUUCUUUUCUUUAUCACAAACAAGUGUCCAUAUUAAAAACUUUGAAAAUAAUGUACAAAAACCAUCAUGCUUUACCUGAGUUAUUAGAUAUGUUGUUCAAAACGGCUAAAAACAUUGGAAAGUAGAUUUUGAAGAACAAACCACUUAAUAUUUACAAUUAUAGACACAAUUGACAACACAUAUGUAAUGGCAGUCUGUAAGCAUAAAAGCAUCCUGGCACAAAUCUCCUCUGACUUGCAGAGUGCUUGUGCUGAGACCAGCUCACAGGAUAGUUACCAACUAAAAAUAAUUAUAGUGGUAAAAAAUAAGUAAAAAUAGGUUUACUGGAGGUUUCAUUUGCAUGAGGUGAUGCCUUGAAAAAGUGCACCUGAAUUUUGAAAGGAAAAUAAAACUACUUAACAGCAAUUCAAAGAAAGGUGAAUUAAUUCUUUUCAGCUAAGUGUUGAGAACAGCUGACCCUUCUUGAAUGUUAGUUAAAAAGAAAACUAUACAAAAGUUGAUGUUACUGACGUCUUGGGUUACCUGUAUGGUGUAUGUCUUAAAAAAAUUGUUUGAGACAAUGCAUCUGAUGUACAAAAAAUUUUUUCGGUUUUCCUAUUAUGCUCAACAUGUAAAAAUUAUUUCAAGGAAAUAAGUAUUUACAGCUAAUGCACAUAGUAAGCAUGCAAAUCUCAGACAAUCAUAUUGUCCUUCAUUAUUGAGAAGUGUGUUCUACUUAUGGAUGAAGGUAGGGAACUGAAGAAAGUUCCUGCUAAAACUGAAUUCACUUAAAUUUACAUCUCAUUAAAUAAGAAUACAACACCUUUUCUUUUAAGAAACAAAGAAACUUUUUCUUGUAAUCCCCUAUCUCACUCCACUCAUGGUACUAUGUUUUUUCUAUUACUAGGACAAAAAAUAAAUAAUUGAAAAAACA